Molecule: messenger RNA, 750 nt
Organism: Colletotrichum fioriniae
Lineage: Eukaryota; Fungi; Ascomycota; Sordariomycetes; Glomerellales; Glomerellaceae
Molecular function (GO): metallopeptidase activity
Source: RefSeq, a predicted model, not a curated record
AUGCUGUUCUCUCUGCUCCUCAGUGCCUCACUGGCACAGACACAGGCAUCCCUGCACUCUCAAACUUCGUUCUGCGGAACCCCUGACCGCAGCGACAAGCACAUCGCCAGAUCGCUAGCCAGCAGGGACAUGAGCAGCGGGGGCAGUCUCCUCGCAGCCAACAUUUCCGUUCCGGUCUAUCUCCAUUCAAUCGCCCCCAAUGAAACAGCUCUCUUGACUCAAGCCACCCUCGAAGCGCAAUUUCAAGUCCUACACAACACCUUUAGCAAAUACGGCAUCACAAUGACCCUAGGCGGCACCUCCCGCACCGUAAACGCAACCUGGUCAACAGUUACAAACCCAACCGACGAGCUCGCCAUGAAAUCCGCGCUCCGCAAGGGCAACUACCAAUCCCUCAACAUCUACGUGCAAGCCAUCCACCCGACCCUAGGCCGGUGCUUCUACCCGGAAGCAGACGCCUUCCGCGGAUCAGAGACGUUCAUACUGGACGGGUGCCAGAUCGACGCCAACACGGUCCCCGGCGCGAACUCGCCUACGGGGAAUGAUCGCGGGUACAUGGCGGUCCACGAGGUUGGCCACUGGUUCGGGCUGCCGCAUACCUUCCAGGGAGGGUGUACGGGAACGGAUUUUGUCGAUGACACGCCUGCGCAGGCGACGCCUUCUUGGAAUUGCACGGUUGGGCAGGAUACGUGUCCCGAUUUGCCGGGCGUGGAUUCUCUUUACAACUUUAUGAAUUAUCAAGCAGAGUAA